AUGGACGCAAUAAAUGAAUCAACAUUGAUGAGCCGCGCUGCCCCAAAUGCACCGAAGGGUAUAAGUGUCCUCAAUAAGAGCGUGCAUGAGUCCAUGCAUUUCCCACCUGCAUGGGUUUCUCUUUCGGUUGGCCACUUGGAUGAUGCCUACUCCCUGAGCAGCAAAAACAACGAUGUUCUGUGUUUGGCAGCCUCCCUUGUGAUGCGAGGGGACACAGAGAGAGCACUAAAGAUGAUGGAAGCGCUUAUAAUCUCCAGUUGUGUCGUAGUCCACGAACGCCUAAAGGGGCUGCUGUCUGAUGAUUGCUCCUCCUUGAAACGGAUGAGCCAAGUCUUGUUAAGCCAUGUGCGUGGUAGAGCCGCACUCGCAGCAGCACUGGGUGCGAGCAUUGAUCCUACCAGUGAAGAGUGUCAGCAAGCUGCCAUGGGCGCAUGCGAGAUUGUGGAUUGGGAUGUUAUCCACAGGUGGUUUAUCAUUGCUCUCCUCCUGCACGAUGGGGAUUAUAAAGCAUCGGACAUUGUGUGGUUUCAUCACUUUUUCGCGCUACCCCCCAUGACGACCCUCGAUGGGAGCCCGAAAUCGGCCACCUCAGCUAGGAAGCGGGAUGCCGAUACGUUGUCGGCCGGUUUUCUUGGUGAAGGUCCAACUGCUAUGUGGGCCCCUAUGGAUGCAUCCCAAAUGAAGGACAUACUACUAUCCCACUGUGGCAAGGAUGAGGUGCUUCUCAUUUCCACCAUAUGCGCGUGGAAGACGCGACGCUAUCGAAGUGUAACCACUAGCGCGACUGAGUUUUUGGCCCUGGCAGGUGGGGACCAGGUGAUUCUGGAUGACUACAUGAGCAUAAUGGUGCGCUUCGUUCUUUGUAUGAGUCUAAUCGAGCUUGGAGAGCGCACGCUUGCUGGCAAGGAGGUGGCCAUACUGAUGCAACACAAGGAACCGUUUGUAGCGAUGGUUGGUUGCAGCAUUGCUACUUUUCUUCUACCGCUUCCGGAGUGUGUCGGGCGCAUCACCUCAUUUAACGGGCCAAUUCCGCGGCGGAGGUAUUUGAUUGCUUUGUGUGAAUACAUUCAUGCCCUUACCCUUUUGCAGCUAGGUUCGAUGGAAGCUGCAAUACGGGUCAUCAGGGAGGCACUUCCUUAUUCGUCUUCGCACAAUGUAGGUGAAUGGCUCUUGGACAUUCUUUGCAUCGCCUGUACGGCCAUAGAAGACUCCAAAACGAUAAGUGAGUGGCCCGUUUCCGUCCACCGGCAGCUGUACCUUGCACUGGCCCCCGCCUUUUUCGGUGGGUUUAACAUGCACGAGCUGAAGGUGAACAUGAAGUCGCCCCUAGGGCGAAUGGUAUACCCGCGGCGGACCGCCUUAUGCGCUUCCAUUAAGCAGAUGCUUCCCGUGUACAUGGUGCGGGCCAACCAAAAAUUCGCUAAGGGAGAGUACGUUGAAGCAUGGGAAAACGUGACGCUGGCGGUGGCUUGCGCAGAGGAGAUUAUCGGGUCUGUUGAGUUCGCCUUCACUGAUUGCUCGCCCAUGCUUGUGUACGCAUUUGGUUGCCGUGUUGGUGAGCAUGUGAUCGGUGAACUAAUGUCUUCGUCGACAUCUGAAGAAUUUUCAACAUGUUCCGUUGCAGGUGAUACCGCUGCCCUCGUUCAAAAAAGUGAUAUGCUGGGGGAAAGUGUGAUACAAUUAUGCUUGCAGUGGGCCCGGCGGAUACGGGAGUUUCACCCCAACGCUCGUUUGGGGGCUUUGACGAUGUCUAAAUGCACCACUUUUGCCCACACUGACAACUUCUUGAGCCGUGCAAUGGAUGUGGCUCACCGUUAUCCAGGAAGCGCACUUGCGCAGAACUGUCUUACGCUUGCACUUUACGGUAAUCACAACAUUCCGGAGGCAGCUGACAGCGCGGCCAAUGCACUUCAAACGUUCCCACACACAGUGGAGGUGAAGGCACUUUACGGUUAUAUGCUGAAAAAGGACGGUCUAUACUAUUAUAACUAUCGUGGCCUUAUUCCCGUUCAUUGUUCCCCGUGCAACGAUUAUAAGUGGGCGAAACGUAACAUCACCACACUCAUACUACUUCUAAUCAACGUUGUCGUUAUAUUGGUGACGCUGUCGUUGAACUUGCCGAAUGUGUUCUCGCUGUCGGAAACUGCAAGAGAAAUAGCCGUUAGGGUGCAACUUCCUACUCUGAUUCCCAUCAGCUACACGCUCGUGGUGUUUACCUACGCAAUCACGGCGAGCUUUACGAAGAACAAUCUUACACACACGAUACUGCAGGACCUCUUUUUUGACAAUGGGCCGCUGAACCGUUUUGUCUUCGCUAUGCGUGGGAUUGCCUUCGUGAACGCAAGCAAUGCGCUGUUGAUAACUAUCGCGGGUAACAAUUUCCUAUUUACCUCGCAUUGGUACACCUUUUUGUUCUACCUCGUAUUAUUCAUCGUGUUCGUCCCCUUUACUUCACACCUAUGGCUUCUUCCUUCUUCGGAUCAGCCCAGGGAGGCGAUGUGGACAUGGCUUGCAUUGGUUUCUAUCGACGUUGCUGCUACUGCUUUUCUGCUGGUGCCACAUGUCAUAUUAUUCGUCAUCGAGCCGCUUAUGUUCGCCUUGUUCUUCCUGCAGGGGAGCACCUAUCGACCCACCCAAGACAACGUGAGCGGAAACGUAAAGAAAAGGUUGGUGAUCCACACAGCGUACCGUAACGUGAUGCCAUCGCGUUAUGCAGUGACUACUGGGUCGGGGUUUAUUCAUUUGUCUUUGUUGAAGCUUCUGUUUUACAAGACGCACUCGUCGUUAUCGACUAAGUACCUGAUUCGUGCACAGACAGAUGAAGAGAACUACCGAGUGUUUCCGUUAAUUGAGGUAUUCGAGCCGAUCUCCCCUGCACCAAUCGAACUGGACGAAGGGACGAAAUACAUGUUGAAGUCGUAUCUGCACUACCCUGGCGCUGCUACCACGAAGGUCGAACGAAAAGACGGUACAGCCGAAGGCGGCCAGCAAGGCUUGGAGUCUGACAGUUCUGAAGAGGAGGGCUACGAUGACCCCGACUGGGGUGAUCAAGCUCCGCUCACACGUUCAUUUGCGGGUGGGAACACUGGCGGUGAAUCGCCUGCUGUUGGGGAGGUGAUAGAUCAGGAGGCGUUGAACAGCUUUUUAAACGUUGGUGUGACUGUACUCUCGGAGUUCGGUAAGCGGCAGGGCAAAAGAAAAUCUAACCACGAUAUGCCUGAUAAUCCUGUUGAACUGAGUGAUAUUCGUUCUCAGCGGAGAGACUCGGUGCCAGGGGGAGAGAGACGAAGUAGAAGACCAUCCGCAGUAUUCAGGCAAGGAUUCUCGAGUCCGCGCGAUGGCUGUGGAGACGGAAGGCCUAACCGAUCCAAAUCGGAGAGAAGAGCUUCUUUUGCGUUUGGAGAUUCCUGCGCUGCGAGUCCGAGAGGUGCUGACAAACACAACCGGGGUACCGCCGACGAUGAAAAUCGUUACCUUGGGGGUGACUGUUCGGUUGCGGGAUCCGGAGGCGCAUCUGCAGCGCAGACGAAAUAUUCAAGUGGAAACACGACUUCUACGUUCCGUGACCCUGUUGUUGCGUCCUCCAGCAGCAUUGGAUCAUCGAAGUGCACUUCAGUUGCCACUGGGGAUGCUAAAGGAGGUAACCUUACGGAGAAACCAUCAGCACUGCCCAAGUCCAAGGAUAAGCGGGACAAGAAAUCCAAGGGAAACGCAUCUGAUGCUCCUCCAGAGGAGCUUCAACUAAAAAAAUCACUGGAACAACUUUGUGAGGUUUGCCGCUCCGUGUCCUUUACCAGUUUGAGUGUUUCAGACAAGAAAAAUCUGGAGGGAGCGAAGACAAAUGUGCAUCAAAGUCUGUCGUCUCUGUGCAAGGGGGUGGAAGUUGGACCAAUUCGCCUCAAGAGCGAAGGUUGCUGCGAGGCGGUUUGCGAUGCGUUAUUCCAUUUAAUAGCGGAGGGUGAUGUGACAAAUCCCCUUGAGGGGGUGAGGGGCCCUCUGGCAGAAACCCUGCUGCAACGCGUGGAGCUUUCUUGCCUCGCAAACCUUUUAGUGGCAAAGGAGAUCCCCCUUCAGUGUGUAUUGCAUGGCCGGACGAACAUCUUGAAUAUUGUUAUGGUUCCGAGUUGCGUGGAGGGGAUGUGUGCCGACAGGUGGUCAACAAUACUAACCGCCCUGCAAACGGACGCCCGUCGGGAGCGUGUCGAGUCCUUGCGGCUUUUAUUUAAAGGUUUGAAGUACAUGAAGGGGAAAGACUGUUUGCAGUCAAUUAAACCGAUGCUGCAGACGGCUGUCACUGCCGUACUGAUAGCUGAGUCGGCGCAUGUAGCAGGCGAAAAGCUCUUUGCUCUUUUGGAGACAAUUAAAAAAGAGGGGCGUAUACCUAUUGACUUUUGGGAGGAGGAAGAUUCCCGCAACCGGACGUUGUUCUCGCAUGCGUGUGCAUCGGGGAAUGCAGAGCUUGUUGAUGCGCUAUGGUGCACCGGAUUUGUGAAGUGUCCGAAUAAGGUCCAAGGUGAUGGAACCAACGGGUUAAUGCAGGCGGUUAUUAACAAUCAACGGCGUGUUGUACAGUGGUUCUGUGACCAUGCGAUGGAUUCAACCGACAAAAGUUUUCAGCACGUACAUCCCGUAUAUGGUGAUGCCUUAAACAUUGCUAAGGAGGUCGAUGCCGACCUCCACGCCCUGAUUGAGGCUAAAGUAGAGGAAUUGAAGACAUACCAAUGGGCCUCAACCACGCAAAAACGUUAG
Molecule: messenger RNA, 4749 nt
Organism: Trypanosoma brucei brucei TREU927
Lineage: Eukaryota; Euglenozoa; Kinetoplastea; Trypanosomatida; Trypanosomatidae
Exons: 1
Coding region: 1-4749 (1582 amino acids)
Source: RefSeq, a predicted model, not a curated record